AAUCUACCUUUUCAGUUCUGUCCCCAACAGGCUUCGGGGAUGAAGGCUGCGGGCAUCCUGGCCCUGAUUGGCUGCCUGGUCGCAAGCACUGAGUCCAAAGUGUACACGCGCUGCAAACUGGCGAAAAUAUUUUCGAGGGCCGGCCUGGACAAUUACGCGGGCUUUAGCCUUGGAAACUGGAUCUGCAUGGCGUACUACGAGAGCGGCUACAACACCACGGCGCAGACGACCCUGGACGAUGGGAGUGUCGACUACGGCAUUUUUCAGAUAAACAGUUUCACGUGGUGCAGAUAUGAAAAGCUGCAAGAGAAGAACCACUGUCAUGUUGCCUGCUCAGCCUUGAUCACUGACGACCUCACAGAUGCGAUUAUUUGUGCCAAGAAAAUUGUUAAAGAGACGCAAGGGAUGAACUACUGGCAACGCUGGAAGAAACACUGUGAGGGCAAAGACCUGUCUGAGUGGAAGAGAGGGUGCGAGGUCUCAUAA
Messenger RNA from Propithecus coquereli (Coquerel's sifaka), 486 nucleotides. RefSeq names its product lysozyme-like 1 (gene LYZL1). Gene Ontology annotation, molecular function: lysozyme activity. NCBI's taxonomy places the organism in Eukaryota, Metazoa, Chordata, Mammalia, Primates, Indriidae. The transcript is spliced from 5 exons. The record is from RefSeq and is a predicted model, not a curated record. The coding region runs from base 40 to 486 and encodes 148 amino acids.